CUAACGUAUGUAGAAGAGGCAGUCAUCAAUCAAAAUCAGACUCUUCAGUGCUUUUUACCUUUUCUUAUUUUCUAGAUGUCAUUUCCUUAUCAUAAUGCACCUUCGCCCGGUCUUAAUAGAAAUUAUAUUAGGUGAGCUGCCCAGGCCGAACUUGCUCAUAUUAGCCCGGCCCAUUAACAAAAUCUAUCUAUAAAUAAUGGUUGCAUGCACCACCUUAUUUUCAACUCUCAUCAUUCAAACUCUUAUUAUUACUUGAUAAAAGUAUUCAGAGAAUCAGAUAAGCAUGGCUUCUUCUUCUUCUUUGAAAUUUGUUAUAGUGACCUUAGCUAUAGUUCUUGUGGUUUUCACAGCAACUUGUUAUGCUGAUGAUGAUGAUGAUCUUUCAACUGGGUUCUACUCUAAGAGUUGCCCUAAGGUCUUUAGCACCGUAAAAUCUGCUGUCCACUCUGCUAUUUCUAAUGAACGACGUAUUGGUGCUUCUCUAUUGCGCUUGCACUUUCAUGAUUGCUUCGUCAAUGGCUGCGAUGGGUCAAUAUUGCUGGACGACACUUCUUCAUUCACAGGUGAGAAAACAGCAGCCCCCAAUAACAACUCCGUCAGGGGUUUUGGGGUUGUGGAUAAGAUUAAGGCCAAGGUUGAGGAAGUGUGCCCUGGCGUCGUUUCCUGUGCUGAUAUCUUAACCAUUGCUGCACGUGACUCUGUCGUAAUUCUUGGAGGACCUGAUUGGGAAGUUAAAGUUGGAAGAAGAGACUCAAAGACAGCAAGCUUCAAUGAUGCCAACAGUGGAGUCAUCCCUCCUCCCACUUCUACCCUAAGCAACCUCAUUAACAGAUUCCAAGCUAAAGGCCUCUCUGCCAAGGACAUGGUUGCCUUAUCUGGAGCGCACACAAUUGGGAAAGCCAGAUGCACAAGUUUCAGAAACCGUAUAUACAAUGAGACCAAUAUUGAUAGUUCAUUUGCGAAAAGCAAGCAAAACAAGUGUCCACGUACUUCAGGUUCGGGAGAUAACAAUUUGGCAGAUCUUGAUGUUUCAACUCCUAAUAAGUUCGACAAUUUCUACUUCAAAAAUCUGUUGAACCAAAAGGGUCUCCUCCACUCGGACCAAAUCUUGUUCAACGGUGGAUCUACUGAUUCCAUCGUUAAACGGUACAGCAACAAACCUAGCACCUUUGAUGAGGACUUUGUUAAGGCAAUGAUCAAGAUGGGAGAUAUCGAACCUCUUACUGGAUCCAGCGGUGAAAUCAGGAAACACUGUGCCAGGCCCAACUAAUCUAUAUAUACACACACAUACGUAUGUGUGUGUUAUUAAUAAUGGAAGAGUUCGAAGGAGAGCUAUAUAGGCAAAUUAUUAACUAGUUGUUUAUUAUUUAUUAAGAAAGUGUUUAUAGUGUUUUCUCUUGUUUCUAUAGGGGAUAUAUAUGCUUGCAACUCUUAAUUAGCUCGUUAUUAUGUUUUUUUUAAUAUAUAAAUAAUAUGACAAAUCUCUAUGUCAUGAACUUGUUACCUGUUGAUGAAUAAUAACAAAUUUGUGUUGUUUCCUUAAAAAAGAGAAGUAAAUUAAUAUAUUUUUUGUAAA
Messenger RNA from Humulus lupulus (European hop), 1576 nucleotides. RefSeq names its product peroxidase 4-like. The transcript is spliced from 4 exons. The coding region runs from base 284 to 1270 and encodes 328 amino acids. NCBI's taxonomy places the organism in Eukaryota, Viridiplantae, Streptophyta, Magnoliopsida, Rosales, Cannabaceae. Gene Ontology annotation, biological process: hydrogen peroxide catabolic process; response to oxidative stress. The record is from RefSeq and is a predicted model, not a curated record. Gene Ontology annotation, molecular function: peroxidase activity; heme binding.